Messenger RNA from Exophiala aquamarina CBS 119918, 1929 nucleotides. RefSeq lists its product as uncharacterized. The coding region runs from base 1 to 1929 and encodes 642 amino acids. The record is from RefSeq and is a predicted model, not a curated record. Gene Ontology annotation, molecular function: myo-inositol:proton symporter activity. NCBI's taxonomy places the organism in Eukaryota, Fungi, Ascomycota, Eurotiomycetes, Chaetothyriales, Herpotrichiellaceae. Gene Ontology annotation, biological process: transmembrane transport. Gene Ontology annotation, cellular component: membrane. The transcript has 8 exons.
AUGCCACCACCCAGGGUUGACACUGAGGCCGUCGAUCCUGCGGCUGAGAAGGAGCGCAACGACAUACAGACCCUGGGCGGCCGUCCAUCAUCCUCCAACUCCUCUGUGACAGCUACAGACAGAUAUGAAGAGAUCCAUCCGCAGCACAAAGAAGGUGGUGACCCAGAUCGUCGUGGAAGCAGUGGUAGCCGCCGUGGUAGUUUCCGCGUGCGCCAGCCGUCCGUUUCUGCUCAACUUCGCAACCCUCUGGCAGGCAAAACUGAGGCUGAUGUCCUACGUGAUGUCGACCUGUUCGUGGACGAGAAAGGCCUAGAUGAGUUUCGCGACGAGUUCCAGAAAGGUGCGCUUCUGGCGCGGGUAAUCAACCGAGAAGGCGGAUACGAGCAUGUCACGCAGAUUUCGCUGGAGGAGAGGGAUGUUCUAAGAUAUGAGCAGAGUCAUCGAUGGAAACAGCCUUUUAUGCUUUACUUCCUUGUUGUUCUCUGCGCUGGCUCUGCGAUUGUGCAGGGUAUGGAUCAGACCGCUGUCAAUGGUGCCCAAGUCUUCUACUUCGAGGAAUUUGGCAUUACAAAUGAAUGGCAACAAGGUCUUCUCAAUGGCGCUCCAUACUUGUUCUCAGCUGCUAUAGGCUGUUGGACCAAUGCUCCCCUUAACAAAUUGUUCGGGCGCAGAGGAACAAUCUUUAUCUCUUGUCUGAUAUCCUUCGCUUCAUCAUUCUGGAUGGCUGCUGCUAACAGUUGGAUUAAUCUAUUGAUUGCCCGCUUCAUCCUUGGCUUCGCUGUGGGUGCGAAGAGUAGUACAACACCGGUGUACGCCGCGGAAUGCGCACCAAAGACCAUCAGAGGUGCCUUGACAAUGAUGUGGCAGAUGUGGACCGCCUUUGGAAUCAUGCUCGGCUUCGUCGCAUCUGUAGCGUUCCAAAACGUCGACUUCUUGGGCGAAUAUUCUCAGUGGCGCUGGAUGCUUGCUUCAACAGCAAUUCCUCCAUUCUUUGUGUGCAUUCAGGUGUACUUCUGUCCGGAAUCCCCUCGAUGGUACAUGGAGAAAGGCAAAUUCGACAAGGCCUUCAAGGCAUUUGCUAGAUUACGGACAACCAAAGUCCAGGCUGCUCGUGAUAUGUACUACGCAUACAAGAUGCUGGAAAUUGAAUCUGCCCAACGAGAAGGCAAAAACCUGUGGAAGGAAUUCUUCUUUGUUAAGCGUAAUCGACGCGCAGCGCAAUCCUCGUUCUUUGUCAUGUUCAUGCAACAGUUUUGCGGAGUAAACGUUAUUGCCUACUACUCCACCCAAAUUUUCAUGGAUUCGGGCUUCUCGCGAUCAAACGCGCUGCUGGUGUCUUUUGGCACUGGUGUGACCAACUGGCUGUUUGCCAUUCCAGCAAUAUACACCAUCGACACUUUCGGGCGUCGAAAUCUCCUCUUAACGACGUUUCCUUUGAUGGGUAUGUGCUUGCUCUGGACCGGAUUCUCCUUCUGGGCACCUGACGGAGACCUUCGCUUGGGACUGGUCGCGUCGGGUAUUUAUAUGUUCAUGGUCAUCUACAGUCCAGGCGAGGGACCUGUCCCUUUCACCUAUUCGGCAGAGGCAUUCCCACUCUACAUCCGCGACGUUGGAAUGAGCUUUGCCACGGCGACUUGCUGGGGAUUCAACUUCAUCCUCAGCUUGACAUGGCCUGCGCUGGUCAGAGCCUUCCGACCUCAAGGUGCCUUCGCCUUUUAUGCAUGCUGGAACUUCUUCGCCUUUUUCUUCGCGUAUCUCUUCCUUCCGGAAACCAAGAAUCUUACCCUCGAGGAGCUUGACGAUGUCUUCAGCGUGGGCGCAAGAGAACAUGCUAAAUACUACAUGGAGAAAGCCCCAUGGUACCUGAACAAGCACAUUCUGAGAAGAGAUGUCGAACCUGUUGCACCACUUUACCAGUUCAAUGGUUAA